Molecule: messenger RNA, 2197 nt
Organism: Ceratina calcarata
Lineage: Eukaryota; Metazoa; Arthropoda; Insecta; Hymenoptera; Apidae
Product: peripheral plasma membrane protein CASK-like
Exons: 11
Coding region: 791-2197 (468 amino acids)
Biological process (GO): protein phosphorylation
Molecular function (GO): protein binding; protein kinase activity; ATP binding
Source: RefSeq, a predicted model, not a curated record
GUUGGGUUGGCGCAGUCGCUCGCCGCGUUUUAUGCAACCAGUCUUCGGAGCGAGUGAAUCUACUCCUCCAGCGUUUGACAGACGAGGAAAGUGUGUGUAGUGACAUUGGUGUCUGUCUGGGUCGCUUCUCGCUGAUCGGUCCUCGUUAAUCGCGCGACCGACUGUCCGGUCGGGACAACCUAUUCCACUGAACCCGGCAUUUUCGUGUUUCUGUCAGAACACGUCCUUGCAAACGUCCGUACUGCGUAUCGCCGCCAGUUGUGUAUGCGCUGCCCUUGCCGGCGACAGAAUGGCAAGGCUUUAAAGGCGGUGUCGGUUGUGUAUUCAACGGCUCCUGGCAUCGUGAAAAAUUUCUUGCGCGGUUAACCCGAUAUGAUUCACGAUUGAAACGGUCGUGGACUCGCGUGUACCGAUCCGUGAGUGCCAGUGCGACGACAAUCGGGCGUGCUAACACGGGUGUAUUAACCUACAUGUGUGUGUGCGUAACGUGCGCGUAGAGGAGAACGCAUACGUGCUGUCAGGUGACGCGAGAGAGAUAGGGCAGCAAGAGGAGAAGGGUGGGAGUACGAAGGCGGCCGUGAAUCAACGAUACGCGGCUACGUUCACGCCGCCGCGUAUUCCACACGGCACAACACGAAACACAACAGGCCACCGUCGUCGGCUGGGGCACACGGGUGGAAAAAGACGCGCACGCCCUACAAAUUAUUACGAAUUCGCAUAGCUCUGACGCGCCUUUUGGCGCGUGUAACCCCCUUGCACGGUCGACUUCUUCGACCUCCUCGUCGCUACUAUGGCGGACGACGAGGUACUCUUCGACGAGGUUUACGAGCUCUGCGAGAUUAUCGGCAAGGGACCAUUCAGCGUGGUUAGGAAAUGCAUUCACCGACAGACAGGGCAGACGUUCGCGGUAAAAAUCGUGGACGUAGCGAAGUUCACAUCCAGCCCAGGUCUAAGCACGAACGAUUUGAAACGAGAAGCCACGAUAUCCCACAUGUUGAAACACCCCCACAUAGUAGAGCUGCUCGAAACCUACAGCUCGGAGGGUAUGCUCUACAUGGUAUUCGAAUAUAUGGAUGGCUCUGAUUUAUGCUUCGAGGUCGUUCGAAGAGCGACUGCCGGAUUCGUAUACAGCGAAGCGGUUGCCAGCCAUUACAUGCGACAGAUCCUGGAGGCGUUGCGGUACUGCCAUGAAAACGACAUAAUUCAUCGUGAUCUAAAGCCGCAGUGCGCCCUCCUCGCAGGCAAAGAGAAUUCCGCGCCGGUGAAGCUACGCGGGUUCAGCGUCGCCGUGCAACUUCAAUCCUCCCAGGCGAACGGCGUCGAGUAUUACACGACCGAGUAUCGGCAGUGUCUGAGCCCAAAGGGGCAGCUCUACUUGAAGGCCGACAACGAGGGUCGUAUCGGAUGUCCACACUUCAUGUCGCCGGAAGUGAUCCAGCGCAGACAGUACGGCAAGCCCGGUGACGUCUGGUCAGCCGGAGUGCUGCUCCAUGUCCUAUUAACCGGAACGCUUCCAUUCGUCGGCUCCCGAGACAGACUGCGGGAAGCGAUUUGCAGGGGACGAGUACAGAUGGAGACGCCGUUGUGGGAUAACAUCAGCGAACCGGCGAAGGACCUUAUACAGAGAAUGCUCACGACGGAUGUAAAUCACAGGAUCAGCAUACAAGAAGUACUCAACCAUAAAUGGCUCAGAGAUCGAGAUAAGGGCGUGGCCCGAAUACAUUUGAGCGAAACUAUAGAGGAGCUUAAAAGGUUCAAUGCUAGGCGAAAAUUAAAGGAAUCUGUGAAAACGGCGAUAUCGUCCGUAAAAUGGCACAUCCCGUACUCGGAAAUCAACGGCGACGGCUAUUUCGAUAUAGGAGACGAUGAAGUGGUUACCACAGGUGCUGUACAGGAAAUUUUAGACUCUCUGGACGAUAUUGAAGUACUUCAAGAGAGUGGAAGACUGACGCGUAGCGAGAUACUUAAUGCGGUCGAGGAUUAUCGCCUUCGAGCUCUUUUAGAGCUUUACGACAGGAUCUCGACAAGAGUUCCAACGCCAUGUCGUGCACCGCCAACGGACGCUGUUCAACGUGCGCGAGAGGUCGAAGAACUUCUUCGAGAGAUAGAGCAUUCGGCGAUACGAAACAUCGACAGGGCAGAUCUUCGGGAGCUCCACGAACUUUUGGUCCAACCACAUAUGAGGGUAAGUACCUAA